GUACAAUUUGAUCGGGCACACCAGCCUUGAGCAAGCUCUCUCUCCACUUUCCGUACACAUCUGAGGAGCAUCUGAGUCUAAGCAUACCCAGGGAGCCAGCGUGGACAUCAGGCAGGGCACCAUUCGCUCUUAACCACCGUCUUUCAAUCUCGCUGGCAGAUUCGCCGCCCCACCAAAGAUAUGAUCAAUGCUGUCUUGGUGUUCAAUAAUAAUGGGCAACCACGUUUGACCAAAUUCUACACGCAGCUUGAUACUGCCGUGCAGCAACGCCUGAUCUCAGAGAUCUUCACCCUCGUCUCAGCCCGCUCGGCGAGCAGCUGCAACUUCUUGCCGCUCCCGCCGCUGCUCGCGGGCCCAACAGCUUCGGCCGCCACAGCGUCCCAAGAGCACAACGAUGCGCCGUCCCUCGUGACCUACCGACAUUAUGCCACACUUUACUUCAUUGUCAUCUCCACGUCGACCGAGUCUCCACUGGCCUUGCUCGAUCUCAUCCAAGUCUUCGUCGAAGCUCUCGAUCGCUUGUUCGAGAAUGUGUGCGAAUUAGACUUGAUCUUCAACUUCGAGACAUUACACGCGGUUCUGGGGGAGAUGAUAGUAGGUGGGGUGGUGGUAGAGACGUCGCUGGAAAAGGUGGUGCAGGGUGUCAAGGCACAAGGUCGAGUCGCGAAGCGGCCUGUGAAUGAGGGCAGACCGGGCAUAGGCCAGGGCAUUUGGGCGGGAAGGUGA
Molecule: messenger RNA, 726 nt
Organism: Dissoconium aciculare CBS 342.82
Lineage: Eukaryota; Fungi; Ascomycota; Dothideomycetes; Mycosphaerellales; Dissoconiaceae
Product: Adaptor protein complex sigma subunit
Exons: 2
Coding region: 181-726 (181 amino acids)
Biological process (GO): protein transport; vesicle-mediated transport
Cellular component (GO): intracellular membrane-bounded organelle
Source: RefSeq, a predicted model, not a curated record